GCAUCCAGGCCAUGGCGGGCGUGUUCGACAUUGACCUGGACCAGCCCGAAGACGCGGGUUCGGACGAGGAGUUGGAGGAGGGGGGUCAGUUAAGUGAAAGCAUGGACCAUGGAGGAGUUGGCCAAUAUGAAAUUGGCAUGGAACAUUGUGAAAAAUUUGAGAUUUCGGAAACUAGUGUAAACAGAGGUCCAGAAAAGAUCCGACCAGAAUGCUUUGAGUUACUACGUGUACUUGGCAAAGGUGGUUAUGGAAAGGUUUUUCAAGUACGAAAAGUAACAGGAGCAAAUAUUGGAAAAAUUUUUGCCAUGAAAGUUCUUAAAAAGGCAAUGAUUGUAAGGAAUGCAAAAGAUACAGCACACACAAAAGCUGAGCGUAAUAUCCUGGAGGAAGUGAAGCAUCCCUUCAUUGUAGAUUUAAUUUAUGCCUUUCAGACUGGUGGAAAACUCUACCUCAUCCUUGAGUAUCUCAGUGGAGGAGAACUAUUUAUGCAGUUAGAGCGAGAAGGAAUUUUUAUGGAAGACACAGCCUGCUUUUACUUGGCAGAGAUCUCAAUGGCUUUGGGGCACUUACAUCAAAAAGGAAUCAUCUAUCGAGAUCUGAAGCCGGAAAAUAUCAUGCUUAAUCGUCAAGGUCAUGUAAAACUAACAGACUUCGGACUAUGUAAAGAAUCUAUUCAUGAUGGAACAGUCACACACACUUUCUGUGGAACAAUAGAAUACAUGGCCCCUGAAAUCUUGAUGAGAAGUGGGCAUAAUCGUGCUGUGGACUGGUGGAGUUUGGGGGCAUUGAUGUAUGACAUGCUGACUGGAGCACCCCCGUUCACUGGGGAGAACCGAAAGAAAACCAUUGACAAGAUUCUCAAAUGUAAACUCAACUUGCCUCCCUACCUCACGCAAGAAGCCAGAGAUCUGCUUAAAAAGCUGCUAAAAAGAAAUGCUGCCUCACGUCUAGGAGCUGGUUCUGGAGAUGCUGGAGAAGUUCAGGCUCACCCUUUCUUCAGACACAUUAACUGGGAAGAGCUGCUAGCUCGGAAGGUGGAACCUCCCUUUAAACCAUUAUUGCAAUCCGAAGAGGAUGUGAGCCAGUUUGAUUCAAAGUUUACACGUCAGACACCUGUUGAUAGCCCAGAUGACUCAACUCUCAGUGAAAGUGCCAACCGGGUCUUCCUGGGUUUUACGUAUGUGGCUCCAUCCGUACUUGAAAGUGUAAAAGAGAAGUUUUCUUUUGAACCAAAAAUUCGAUCACCUCGCAGAUUCAUUGGCAGUCCAAGGACACCAGUCAGCCCUGUAAAGUUCUCCCCUGGGGAUUUCUGGGGAAGAGGUGCUUCAGCCAGUGCACCAAAUACGCAGACACCUGUGGAAUAUCCAGUGGAGCCAAGUGGAAUAGAACAAAUGGAUGUGACAGUUUGUGGCGAGGCCUCAGCACCACUUCCAAUACGACAACCAAACUCUGGGCCAUAUAAAAAACAAGCCUUUCCCAUGAUUUCCAAACGGCCAGAGCACUUGCGCAUGAAUCUAUGACAACACAACCUUUUUUUUUUUUUUUUAAACCUGUAAAGGUGGAAAAACAAAGAAUGAUGGACAUAAGCCCCCUGCCAGUUGAAAUGUGAGGGCUCAUAUGGUUUACUUUUUAAAAGUGACAGUAUCAGAGUCAUUGCACAGAACGACUUGGAAAGAAAAGAAAAACAAACAAAUGGAUUUUUUUCUAUUAAUCAAUGGUGCAUAAAAAAACUUAAGCAAAAUGGUAUUGCAGAACUCUAGGCACAUCAGCUAACUGAUUCCCAGUGACAUCAACUCGCCUUAUCAAGGAUUUUUCAGGUUGAUAGCUUGAAACUGACAGUAUUAAGGGUAGGAUGUUGCUCCAGAAUCACUGUCUAGUCAUGAUUGUGUCAAGAAGGGUUAGCCCUUUCACUAGGCAGAGUGUGAAAUGCCUAUAAUUCUUGCGUCUGAGGAUUAAUUAGCAUGCAAGCUUGGUCCAGCUGUUUCCUACAAUGGUGUGGAAUCAAAGAUGAAAGAUAAACUUAACAAUUGAUGUUUCACGUGCAAACAACUUAAUGAAUUUUUUUUAUAUAAAUAUAUAUUUUUCAAAUAGAUUUUUUGAUUCAGCUCAUUAUGGAAAGUAUCCCAAAAUUUAAAACAAUUAUUUGUUGGUGUGAAGAAAAGGUUGACUCAGUUAGUUUUUUCUUCUCCUGGUGAAACAGUAUAUUGGUAAAGGAAUCAUUGUUAAUUACUUACAUGGCUGUUGGGGGUAAGAGGAGGGAGAGAAUUGUCUUAUUUGCUUACCCAGCUAAAAUAUCUAUAUCAUCUGUAUUGCUAAAAAAACCAAUCCUAAUCAAAUGGCAAUGCUGCUAUGUUCUAGGCUUAACUGGAAGCCAUGGGCUGCACACAUGUCCUGCAUAUUUCACCAUUGUCUUUGGCAGACAUUUCACUGGAAAAAAUUGCCUUUCAUUUGUAUGCCAGUCAUUUGGUUCAAGACAGCUGAACAUGUUCAGAUUCUUAUCCAUCUAAACAGGUCAGGAUAAAAUCCAUCAGACGGCAAGGGUCAGGGAAUGCAUUGCCACAGUGAACAUCUACAAGUUCAGCAAGUCAUAAGUGAAUAAAAGCUUUUCAACUAAUGGGUAAGAAUUAGAGGGAUUUUUGUAUGGUUUUUGUCUCACAUUUCCACAAAAAUUAAAGUAACUUUUCCCCUGUGCUGGGGCAACAAGUUUUCUGAUUGUAUUU
Messenger RNA from Emys orbicularis (European pond turtle), 2720 nucleotides. It is a transcript of the gene RPS6KB1, whose product is annotated as ribosomal protein S6 kinase B1. Gene Ontology annotation, molecular function: protein serine/threonine kinase activity; ATP binding. NCBI's taxonomy places the organism in Eukaryota, Metazoa, Chordata, Testudines, Emydidae. Gene Ontology annotation, biological process: peptidyl-serine phosphorylation; cellular response to insulin stimulus; signal transduction. Bases 12 to 1520 code for a protein of 502 amino acids. The transcript has 15 exons. The record is from RefSeq and is a predicted model, not a curated record.